AUGGCGCCUGCACAGCAAAAGAGAAAGCGCCCGCAGGACGACCACCAGAACCGCGCCUCACCCCACCGUCCUGAGAACCUCAAUCUGGCCCAGCAGAACCAGCGCAACAACAAUAACAACCGUCGCAAUGGAAAUGCUAGCCAGAACCGCUCCAACAACUCGACUCCUACUCACAACCGCCACGCCAACUUCUCGCAACCCUCCUCCGCAAGAAACUCGCCCGCGCAGACUCCACACACUCCACAGCAGAAUGCGCAACCACCGCCGCAACAGCUGCAGCAACCAGAGCCAGUACGCCCUGCUCUGCAACCGACACCCGCUGCCACGCCGGCUCCUCCCCUCGUCCUUCCUCAGUACCCACCGACGCCCAAGGAACCCCCGGCUCCUUAUGCCUACGACUACUUGACCGAUGAUGCUGUGAGCGCGUGGCAGGCAAAGGGAAAGCAGUCGGUGCUGGACGCUCUGGAGAGCGCAGAGGACAAGGAUGUGGUGUCGAACACACUCAUACAAGAGCUGCUGAGGACAACAUUGGACGGCCGUUUGUCUGCUGGAGAGUGCGCCGAAGUGCUGAAACAAGUGGCCCCUACCGACGAGCUGCAGUCUGUCUUUGGCGACACGCUGGCUCUGCUCGACGACACGGACUGGAAGAAUCCCGUUCUCAAGACACUUGUUCACCACGCUGGCCUCUCUGCUCAUCUCCUCCGCAACGAGCUCGAUAUCGAACCCCUGUCGGCACUCGGUCUCGUGCGCAACACCUUCUCGACUAUUCGCAACCGCAAGACGACAAACCUCAUCUACCGCCAGGCUAACUUCAAUUUGCUGCGUGAAGAGUCAGAGGGCUACUCAAAGCUCAUCACCGAAUAUUUCCACGCCGCCAAUGCUGGUUUGACCUCUGACCUGAUCGCUGAGCAUACGUUCCAGCGCAUCAAGGCUCUCGUCGGCUCUUUCGAUCUCGACGUUGGCCGAGUCCUGGAUAUCACUCUGGAUGUCAUGGCAAACCUACUGAUAAAGAACUGCCGCUUUUUCAUCAAGUAUCUACGCGCAAGUUCAUGGUGGCCAGAACAGCAUAUUCCGGAAGGUUUCCAGACUCAAGGCCAGGGCUUUACCUCUCUACCAGCUUGGGCUCUUCCCCAUUCGGCAUCGUCGAGUCAGACUUCGGAACAGCGUGCCCAACUCGCUGCUCUCAAGGAAGCCCGUGAUGUGGAUUUCUGGCAACAAGUACGCAAAGUGGGCAUGGAGGCUUUCUUCGAUAUUGGCGCUCUUCGCAUCACAAAUCUGGAUGCUUCUGCCGUUGCCGAUCUUCUGAACACCGAACUCAAGCCCGAGUUGGACGCCAGAGGUCGUGAGAUGAACAUGAUCCGCCGCCUUCGCACCAACAACGCCCGCAAAUGGAUGCGUCAAACCGGUUGCAUCGUACCUCCUGGCAACUCCGACGCUGCUCAACUACUUGGCUUCAAACUAGCCUUCUACUAUUCUGCUGCUCGCGACAAACAUGAUGUUCUUCCUGAUAACCUCAUCUAUCUUGCCGCUUUCCUCAUCAAGAUUGGUUUCAUCUCUUUAAGAGAUCUAUACCCCCACUUGUACCCCCCGGACGAGAAGAUGGGAGAGACCAAGGAGAGACUGGAAAAGGAGAAACUGGAACGGGAAAAGGCUGCAAAGCCUGGCGGUGGUGCUCUGAAUGCGCUUGCCAUGGCUGGUGCUCUUGCAGACGACACGGCUCCCGCACCGCAUGCCGCCGUUCGUGGUCUACGAGACAAUGCUUCUGGACGAGCAACCCCCAAGGCCGAGUCUGACGCUGCCGAAGCCGCUACAGCGGAUGGCGAAAAGGAAGCUCUGCCCGAGCCUGCCAACCAAAAGGUUGCGCUAGUCAAAAGUCUUUUGGCUAUUGGCUGUCUACCUGAAGCUCUGUACAUUCUUGGAAGAUUCCCUUGGUUGACUGACCUCGUUCACGAACUACCCGACUACAUUCACCGCAUCCUCCAUCACAUGCUUACCAAGGUCUACGAGCCAGCCCGACCUCUCGCGAACAGGCCCGGUAUGAACGAUGCCAGACCUCACAUCGGCGAUCCGACCGGCUUGCCCAAGGGUCAGCUCAACCUCACUCCUGCACCACCGACCAGGACUCUGAGAUGGGCCAACCUCGAUCGUCCUGACCAUGGUGAUGCUGUCGAGUACAAGUUCUAUUGGGACGAUUGGGUUGACAACAUUCCCGUCUGCCAAACGGUGGACGAUGUGUUCCAAUUGUGCAGCACGUUCCUGAACUUGACGGGUGUCAAGAUCGGCAGAGAUUCUGCUCUCUUGAUGAAACUGGCUCGCAUCGGCAAGAAGAGUUUGACUGACGAUCCUUCCGACACCAACUACGCUCGCUGGAUUGAUCUCUGCAAGCGUCUCCUUGUUCCUGCUCUCAGUCUGACAAAGCACAAUACUGGUGAUGUUAACGAGAUGUUUGAGCUCCUCAAGUUCUUCCCUACGAGCACUCGUUAUUCCAUAUAUGCCGAGUGGCACUACGGCAACACCUCCCGUCUUCCUGACAUCAAGUCCGCCUUUGACCUCACUAAGGCUGAGACAAAAGACGUCCUCAAGCGUAUCAGCAAGACGAACGUGCGAGCCAUGGGUAAAGCUUUGUCCAAGGUCGCCUUUUCCUCUCCUGGUAUUGUCAUGCAAGUCGCCAUUCAUCAGAUGGAAUCCUACGACAAUCUUAUUGAUGUUGUCGUGGAAUGUGUUCGCUACUUUAGCAUGCUCGGAUAUGAUGUUUUGACUUGGUGUUUGAUGAACGCUCUAGGUGGUGGUGGCAGAAACCGUGUACAGGCUGACGGUAUGCUUACCAGUCCUUGGUUGCGUGCUCUCUCCACCUUUGCCGGCUCCAUUUUCAAGCGCUACUCUGCCAUGGACCCAUCGCCCAUUCUGCAGUAUGUCACCAACGAACUUCGUGCUGGCAACUCUACCGAUCUCGAGGUCCUUGAGCAAAUCAUCACCGAGAUGGUUGGUAUUAAAUCUGACAUGACGUUUAACGAAUCUCAGGUUCUUGCUAUGGCUGGUGGUCCGGUGCUCAAGGCACAGACACUGAUCUCCUUGCUCGAUGAAAGACACAAGAUGGAGAAACCGUCUCGUCGUUUGAUCAAAGCACUUACUGAACCCGGACUUGCUGGUCAGCUUUUGAUUUCCGUCGCACAAGAAAGUCAGAUGUACGCCCACCAUGAAUCUACUCAGGACGCACCUCUGAAAGUUUUGGGAAACAACAUGGACAAGCUCUAUCAGGUCUUUAACCAAUAUCUCGAGACUCUCCGAAGUACGCUGCGACCUGACGAGUUCGAUGCCGUCGUUCCGGACACUGUCAGCCUGAUGGGUGACUUUGGUCUCGAGCCAUCAAUCGCAUUCAUGAUCGGCCGCGCAAGUAUCGCUCAUGCUAUUGCAGAGAGCGAUGCAGUCAGAAAGGCCGAACAGCAAGCCAGGAGAUCGAGUCAGUCAGCUGCUACCAAUGGCGACGUCACUAUGGCAGAUGUUGAGGAGAAAGACGUAAAGACCGAAGGGAUUCUCUCGUCACCCGCCGAAGAGAAGCCUGUUCUCUCCCUUACUGAGACAGACGCGGAGAUGAAGAGUGUUGCACACGCCAAUGGUGUCGACACUACGACCCCUACUCCAUCGCCCGAAUCGCAUUGGCAUCCUGUCUUGACCCCUCUCAUCGAAAAGACGCGCGACCUUCUGGGUGACAAGCUGGAGCAGAGCAUAAGUAUUCCGUUCUAUGUCACUUUCUGGACCUUGGGACUAGAAGAUAUCUUAGUCAACACCAACAGCUAUGAUCAAGAGCUCGCCACUCAAUCCCAUCUCAUCAAUCAGAUUAACAACGACCGUACCGACGUUACCGGCAAAGGUAUGCAAGAGAAGGACAGGAGAAAGAAGGCUAUUUCUGAGUUGAGGGAAAAGCUCACUCAGGAAAUGAAGAGCCAAAUCGGCGCCUACACUCAGGUCCGCAACAGGCUCAACAAGGAAAAGGAUCACUGGUUCAACGACUUCCAUAACAAGGUUGAGCUUUUGCACACCAGCCUUCUCCAGAACUGCUUCCUCCCAAGAAUGAUGAACUCUCCUCUGGAUGCUCACUACACCUACAUGAUGUUGAAGUUCCUCCACAACAACGGCGCUCCUGGAUUCCGUACUAUGCAUCUGUUGGAUCGUCUUUUGCGCAAGAAUCAACUGUCAUCUCUCAUGUUCCAAUGCACACCCAGAGAGUCCGAGAACUUUGGCCGCUUCUUGAACGAGGUACUGAAGGAGCUCUCAUCUUGGCAUGCGGACAAGGCUGCAUACGAGAAGAACGCAUUCGGAGCAAAGAGACAGCUCACUGGGUUUGCAAGAAAACUCAAUCCAGAUAACACCCCACAGACCUUCCUCAACUAUGAGGAGUACCGUGUACUGUUGUACAAGUGGCACUCUAACUUGAAUGCCGCUUUCCAGAUGUGUCUAGAAUCUGGAGAGUACAUGCAUAUUCGUAACGCCAUUAUCGUCUUCAAGGCUGUUGCCCAGCAAUUCCCAGUUGCAGAGCCAAUGGGCAAGAUGAUUCUCGACUCUGUCACUGCUCUCAGCAAGGCCGAUGGCAGAGCCGAUCUCAAGCUUGCUGCCGCAAGUACUCUGGGCGACAUCCGCAAGAGACAGUCUUCUUGGGUUUCCAAGGAGCACUUUACAGGAAAACCCGACCCCAACGCCAAGCCAGUUCCAUCCCCAGCAGAGACUCCCGCUUCUCGUACUUCGACGCCUCUUAACCCUACAGCACAAGCAUUCAAAGCUCCUCCAGCUCAGACGGGUGAAUCAGAAGAUGGAGAGAUUGACGAUGAUAAGCAAUCUUCAAGUAAAGCAACCGGUGACGAAAAGUCGGACACACUGCUUGAGAGAAAGGCUGCUCUCAGACCACCGCCGCGAGCCGUUGGAGGCCAGUCCAGAGCUCACACGCCUUCGCAACGUGACGACUCAAGAUCAUCAUCAGCUCAACCGACUAGGAUGCCUCACUCUCUGCCUAGCAAGCCAGAGCUACCCAACCCAAGACAAGCUAUGGGACGUGGCCCUGCGCAACUACCCGCUCGACAUGAUUCUCGCGAGCGUGGUCAUGCUCCCGAAUAUGGGCGACUUGAUCGACCCAGUGAGGCCAUGCGUUCCAAUCCAACCAGCAUGCCGAGAGAUGCCUCACCCCCAGGAGCACGUGGAGGUAGAAGUCGUCAGAGAUCACCAGAAUACCCACCUCGUGAUGACAGACGCGAUCACUACGGCAGAUCUCAAUCUUCGGCCGUGGUAGAGCCACGCAUGGCUGAGCGCGAUCAGUAUGGUCCUGCCAGACCUCAUCCGGGAAGAACACUCCUUCAACAGGACAACAGAGGAUACCCUGGCGGUCCAAGCCCAAUGGCCCCUCCUCCUGACCGUACAGCUUACGAUAGAUCUGACCGUCCUGAGCGCUCUGAACGUCCUGAACGUACUGAUCGUGAACGUUCCGAUCGCCAGUCCAUGAGUCGAGCACCUUCCCAUUCAGCCCAAACGCCACAGCCUGCAGUCAGUGUCAACCCUGAACGUCUUGCUCUGAUUGCUGGCGACGUGCCUCCCCCCAACGACCGCAGAUCUAGAGACUCGUCUCGCGACGAUAGAAGACCCAGAGAUUCGAGACCACAAUCUCCCAAGAGGCCAGUCGACCUCCCAGCACCAGCACCUGUGCGGGAGAAGGAAGCCCCACGUAGACAACCUCUUGACCCCAAUCCUUUCGCCGCACGCGAGAACCCUCGUGCCCAACCUGAGAAGGUGGAAACACCGACUGGACCUGCAGCCGGUAGGGGUGGAAGAGGAGGUGGCCGCAUCGAUGCGCCCUCAAAGUCUGCCGCCAGUGAUUUGUUUGAGCCUGCGGGCGGUCCUAGACGAGCCGUCAACACGCAAAUGCAAGAUCCGAACUAUGGGCGCCUGAGCUCUGCGCCAGAACUACCCUCAGGACCCCCGUUAGGUCCCAAGGGCUUCGGUAACAACAAUAACCCUAGGAACUUCUCUGGACCACAAGGUGUUCCCAAUGGUCGUCCUGGUGAUGCAAGAGAUGUGCCACACAAUGCUCCUCAGGAACCCAGCAGUAACCGCAAUAGACGAUCUGGACAUGAUCGUCAGGGCUCGCAACAGGCGCAGUUCUCUCAACAACAGCCUCCACCUCCCCCACCACCGCCAGGGCAUCCUCCGCAGGCAGAAGCUGUAGGUGUCCACCCCAGUCGUCUCCCUCGCCUUGAUAUUGCACCGCCGCAGAUUGCACCGCAGAACGCUCCCACUCCUACAGGACCACGUAUGAAUCUGGGUGGCCAGUCCACUCCAAACACGCCUUCCGGGCCUUCGUCAGCUACACCUCGCGCUCCUGUUGGACCCGCAAGUGAUCGCCGUGCGAACGGCACUGACAGGAGAUUUGCUGGAUUGAACGAUACACUGCAAAGCGCAAAUGCAAAUGGCGCAUCUAUAAGAGGACGCGCCGGUGGACGUCAAGGUUCAGGUCCGAACCCCAUGAUGCCUGCAUCCGCACAGCCCAGUCCUAUCCCAGCACAGUCACCCGCCAUGCCAUCGCCAGCAAUGCGAAAUGAUUUCCCCACCCCGACAUCGUCGUCUAGAGAUCAAGGCAGCAACAGACGCCAUGACGAUCGCGAACAACGCGAUUCCAGACGUCACGGCCGCGAUGGAGGCGAUUCUCGCCAUUCUAACCAUGGCGGUAACCACGGCGGUCAUGCAUCUGCCAAUCUGCCUGCUUUACCGCCACCUUCAGACGAUUACCGCCAUCAAUCUUCCCGUGCAUCUCGCUCUUCGCGUGGUGGACACGACAGAGACGGUUAUGGUGGUAACGGCGGAGGCAGAACUGCACCACAGACUCCCACGCUGUCUUCUGUGGUCCAACCUCCUCAAGGAUUUGCUGCUCCCUCGCAACAAAUGGAUCCGUCUUCCGGAUACAACGGAGGCAGAAGCAGAGGUGGCUACGAAGGCGAAGAUAGAAACAACGACUAUCAUCGUCGCGAAAGCCGUGGUGGGAAUGAUGGUGGAGCAUCAGGCAGAAGAGACGAUGGCAAUGGCGGUGGACACCGCAGAGGUGGAAACGGGAAUGAUGAUAGCAGGAGAGGAGGAGGAGGAGGUGGCGGUGGACAACAAGGUCGUUCUGAGAGGAAGAGGAGAGGAGAGGGUGAACCUGGUGGUCAUGAGGGUAAGAGGAGAAGAUAG
Molecule: messenger RNA, 7209 nt
Organism: Aureobasidium namibiae CBS 147.97
Lineage: Eukaryota; Fungi; Ascomycota; Dothideomycetes; Dothideales; Saccotheciaceae
Exons: 3
Coding region: 1-7209 (2402 amino acids)
Biological process (GO): mRNA export from nucleus; mRNA processing
Cellular component (GO): THO complex part of transcription export complex
Molecular function (GO): mRNA binding
Source: RefSeq, a predicted model, not a curated record